Saimiri boliviensis boliviensis (Bolivian squirrel monkey) is the source of this 3119-nucleotide messenger RNA. Lineage: Eukaryota; Metazoa; Chordata; Mammalia; Primates; Cebidae. The record is from RefSeq and is a predicted model, not a curated record.
GCGCAUGCGCGAACUCCUGGCGGGACCUAGGCGACAGAAGUUUAUACUAAGUGAAAACAGCGAGGGAUUGUUUUCUUCAUGGUCUACAGUAGCGGCACUAUUAUUAAAAAUAUUUGGAGAAGCAACCUGGCAAAUUUUGGAAAAGAUUUUUAAAAAUGGGUAGAGUUCUGCUCACACCAGGAGGCGGGGCUCAAGGACCCAGAAACGCCUCUUCAGAAGAAGGCGCGCUCCCUGGGAGGCGGGGUCUCGGCCCCACUCGGAUGACGUGCGCGUAGAAGUAUCGCGGGAAGACGAAGGGAGCGUAUUCUUAGAAGUCACUAUGGUGACGGGGAGAUCCGGAGGCUUCUUGGUAACUGGUACCAACUAUUUGUGAGCAAUCGCCACCGCUUUCCUGGAACUUAAGAAAAUACAAUCAAGUGGCAUCUGAAAUUUUUGCUAGAAGUGGAGUCAUGAGACUGAAGAUAUCUCUUUUAAAAGAACCAAAGCAUCAAGAAUUAGUAAGCUGUGUGGGCUGGACUACUGCUGAAGAGCUGUAUUCAUGUAGUGAUGACCACCAGAUAGUGAAGUGGAACUUGUUAACUAGUGAAACAACUCAAAUAGUAAAGCUUCCUGAUGAUAUUUACCCUAUAGAUUUUCACUGGUUUCCAAAAAGUUUGAGUGCAAAGAAACAAACCCAGGCAGAAAGCUUUGUCCUCACAAGUUCUGAUGGUAAAUUUCAUCUGAUUUCCAAGUUAGGAAGAGUGGAAAAAAGUGUAGAAGCUCACUGUGGAGCAGUACUUGCAGGAAGAUGGAAUUACGAAGGAACAGCAUUAGUUACAGUUGGAGAAGAUGGACAAAUAAAAAUUUGGUCAAAGACUGGGAUGCUUAGAUCAACUUUAGCUCAGCAAGGAACACCAGUGUAUUCAGUAGCAUGGGGCCCUGAUUCAGAAAAGGUUCUUUUUACAGCAGGCAAGCAACUAAUCAUUAAACCUCUUCAACCAAAUGCUAAAGUUUUACAGUGGAAAGCUCAUGAUGGCAUUAUUUUAAAAGUAGAUUGGAACUCAGUCAAUGAUCUUAUUUUAUCUGCUGGUGAAGACUGUAAAUAUAAGGUAUGGGAUAGUUAUGGCCGCCUGCUGUACAAUUCACAACCUCAUGAGCAUCCUAUUACUUCAGUUGCCUGGGCUCCAGAUGGAGAAUUAUUUGCUGUUGGAUCAUUUCAUACUUUACGCUUGUGUGAUAAAACUGGGUGGUCAUACGCAUUAGAAAAACCCAACACUGGCAGCAUAUUUAAUAUCGCAUGGUCUAUUGAUGGCACUCAGAUUGCUGGAGCCUGUGGAAAUGGACAUGUUGUUUUUGCACAUGUGGUGGAACAACAUUGGGAGUGGAAAAAUUUUCAAGUAACAUUAACUAAAAGAAGGACCAUGCAGGUUCGUAACGUUCUUAAUGAUGCAGUGGAUUUACUGGAAUUCCGUGAUAGAGUCAUUAAAGCAUCUUUGAACUAUGCACAUUUAGUGGUUUCAACAUCUCUUCAAUGUUAUGUGUUCUCCACAAAGAACUGGAAUACACCAAUUAUAUUUGAUCUCAAAGAAGGAACUGUUAGUUUAAUUCUACAGGCAGAAAGACAUUUUCUUCUUGUAGAUGGUAGUAGUAUCUAUUUAUAUUCAUAUGAAGGGCGCUUUAUUUCAUCUCCAAAAUUUCCUGGGAUGAGAACAGAUAUUCUGAAUGCACAGACUGUAUCUUUGAGUAAUGAUACCAUAGCAAUAAGAGACAAAGCUGAUGAAAAAAUAAUCUUCCUCUUUGAGGCGUCAACUGGAAAACCAUUAGGUGAUGGGAAGUUUCUUUCUCAUAAGAUGGAAAUCUUGGAAAUUGCUCUGGAUCAAAAAGGACUUACCAAUGAUAGAAAAAUUGCUUUCAUUGAUAAAAAUAGAGAUCUCUGUAUCACUUCUGUGAAACGAUUUGGGAAGGAAGAACAAAUUAUCAAACUUGGAACAAUGGUGCAUACCUUGGCAUGGAAUGAUACAUGCAAUAUCCUUUGUGGACUUCAAGAUACUCGAUUUAUAGUGUGGUAUUACCCCAAUACAGUUUAUGUGGACAGAGACAUUUUGCCUAAAACAUUAUAUGAAAGGGAUGCAAGUGAAUUUAGUAAAAAUCCCCAUAUUAUGAGUUUUGUUGGAAAUCAAGUAACUAUUAGAAGAGCUGAUGGCUCCCUGGUUCACAUCAGCAUAUCACCAUAUCCUGCUAUUCUCCAUGAAUAUGUAAGCAGUUCAAAAUGGGAAGAUGCUGUAAGACUUUGUCGCUUUGUUAAGGAGCAAACCAUGUGGGCUUGUCUAGCUGCUAUGGCAGUUGCUAAUCGAGAUAUGACUACUGCAGAAAUAGGCUAUGCAGCAAUUGGUGAAAUUGAUAAGGUUCAGUACAUCAAUUCUAUAAAAAAUCUUCCAUCUAAAGAAUCAAAAAUGGCCCACAUACUACUGUUUAGUGGGAACAUACAGGAGGCUGAAAUAGUACUUCUUCAGGCUGGCCUUGUUUAUCAAGCAAUCCAGAUCAAUAUUAAUCUCUACAACUGGGAAAGGGCACUGGAAUUGGCUGUAAAAUACAAAACACAUGUUGAUACGGUUCUUGCUUACCGUCAAAAGUUUUUGGAGACAUUUGGUAAACAGGAAACUAAUAAACGAUUCUUGCAUUAUGCAGAAGGCCUCCAAAUAGAUUGGGAGAAAAUCAAAGCCAAGAUCAAGAUGGAAAUUACGAAAGAACAAGAGCAAUCAUCAAACAGCCAAUCCAGCAAGAAUAUGGGCCUAAAACUCUAAAUGCCAUGCUUAUCUUUAAGAAGUUUUAUCUUUUGAAACAAAUUCUGAUUAAUCAAGAAUAAGCAUGUUUUGGUUCCUAAAGAAAAAAAAGCAUAAUUUAUAAAUAAGUACUUGCUGUGUAUUUAAUGUAAAAGUAUAUUCAGAAAGGUGAAACACAAAAUAAUUGAUGUACUUCUUUUAUAUUUUUAGUCCAAUAAUUAGCAAAGUAUUACUAUAUACCUAAGAUAUACCUGUGUAAUGUUGAUUAUAUUUCAGUUUUUUGCCUAUUACUUCGUCCCUGAAUCUUUAGCAUGAACAUAUAUUAAUGUUGAUAAUAAAACAUUGCACUUUUUGAAA